AUGGGAAAUGUACUUGCGAAUAUCCAGGUAGUACAAAAUGAGCAUCAGCAUUUACAGCAGUAUUUGUCAGAAUUCCGAGAGGAGAUUCGGGGAUUAAGAACAAGACAAGAAAUCCAGGAUCGAGAGCUUUCGGGACGGAUUGCCAGGCUCGAGAAGGCUACGCAAACGCAGCUUGAUAACAUUCCAAUUCAAGUUGCCAAACUGGUCACUGAGAGCGUCAUUAAGAUUACUUCAAGCCAAAAUAUGAACGAAGAGCUGCUUCGUCAGGUCUCUGCACUCCUACAAACCAGCUUGGCGUGGUUCGUACCCACUGUGAACGAGUCGAGAAGGGAGACGAGAUCCCACAGGAAGAGAGCUGGUGAUGGAGUAAAAUCUGCGCCGCCAUUUGUACAGGUUGUACAGACGCUGUAA
Molecule: messenger RNA, 411 nt
Organism: Metarhizium robertsii ARSEF 23
Lineage: Eukaryota; Fungi; Ascomycota; Sordariomycetes; Hypocreales; Clavicipitaceae
Exons: 1
Coding region: 1-411 (136 amino acids)
Source: RefSeq, a predicted model, not a curated record